AAGCAACGGGCCCGAGCCAAUCGAACCCAAAGUCCUACAGAAUAUUUUAAUAUAUUAUACAACCAAAUAUAAUAAGUAUCAUCACCGAUUGUGGAAAAUGGCAAAAAUCAACGUUGUCGUGUGUCUGCUGUUGUCCGCACUAGUCUUGGUCAAGGCCAGAUUCGAGUAUGGCAACGACGACAGCGAGUAUAGUUUUCGAACCGCUGACUUUGAGGAUGAAUCGCUGUCAACGGUAGACCAAGCUGGAUCAAUGGCCAACGAUGCGCGGUUCAAGCCCAACCUAAAACUGCAGCGUGCCGAAGCGGAGCUGACGGAGGAGGCGCGAGAGCGUGUCGAACGGGGCGAGGUCAGAGACACGUUGGAGGAUGUCGUCGACAAGGAGCUGAACAAACCUGAGGUGGCGCAGCUCAGACGCGAGAUAGGCGAAGCGUGGAAGGCCGCGUUAAGCGGGCCCGAGGCCGCUCGGGUGAUGGGCGCCAUUGGCGACGCGGCUCAGCGGGUGAUGACAUCGCCGGUGGGUUCACAAUCCGUGGGCCUGCUGAUCACCGCGGUUCGGGUGGUGUUGGAGAAGUUAGGAGAGAUCAACGAGGCACACGCGGAAGCCGGUACCGUGGACGCAGCAAUCAGGACGCUCACGUCACCUCGACUACCUGAGAUCGUCAAGGAAGGCGGUGAGGCCGUUAUCAAGAUGGCCAGCGACCCGCAAGUGGCCAAAUGGGAGAAGACCUUUUUCACGGAAACCAGGAAACUCCUUAUGGAGCCCGAUUUCGUCAAAAGGCUAGACAACUAUUUAGGCAACAUAGAGUCGAUGCUGUCUGCGUCGAAGACGUCGGCGUCGAAGACCAGUGCAGUGCGUUCCAAAAGGAUGCACCUAUAAUAUUAAUGUACUCCACCCAUGUUAAAAUAAAAAUUAAAAUAAUGUAAUAGUAUGCAGGACAAAUAAUGUAUAUGUACACAUAUAUAAUAUAUAUAUAUAUAUAUACAUAUUUAUCUAUUAUUAUGUACGAUCUGCACCUUUUCCAGAUCCCACGUGACGGAGAAUACUUCUUACAAUAGGUACAUUUAAUAUUGUUUAAUAUAAAGUAAAUAGUGAUAUCUUGUUUUAA
Molecule: messenger RNA, 1106 nt
Organism: Adelges cooleyi (spruce gall adelgid)
Lineage: Eukaryota; Metazoa; Arthropoda; Insecta; Hemiptera; Adelgidae
Exons: 2
Coding region: 98-877 (259 amino acids)
Source: RefSeq, a predicted model, not a curated record